GUCAGGCGAGGACAUCAAGCUGGUCUAACUACACAUACAGUCAUAGUUGGUCCAUAUUUUAUUACUCUUAUUGAUCUUUUCCACAGUCUGGUAAUUUUACUGACUGUGUACUUACUCUAUAUCGCGCCUCGUGCCAUGGCAUCACCAUACGUAAUAUCAUGCGACACACUCGAACAAUAGCUCGAAGGACGAGUGCUUCGAGGCGCAAUCUGGAGCAGAACAGGCUGGUGUCCAGAGAGUAACGAAGUAUCUCUAUAACUACUGCCUACAAGCUGAUACCCGGAAUAUUUCCUAGACCACGCCUUGUUCAGAGGACAAGCAAUAACCAUUUCAGUACAGGUUUAUUAAAACCUUAUAACUGACAAUCCUGAAGUCUCACGUCGGCGUUCGCCGCCGCCAAGGAAAACUGUACGGAGAUGUCUUACCAUACAGAGGCUGCGUUAAGCAUGAAGACCACUGACGGUAUGAUGCCGGACAACGAAGGUGGAGCGUACGGUUACAGUCUAUCUUACCCGUCCCAGUACGGAUCCAAAUAUCACCGUUACGGUCUCGAACCCACGACUUCGGAACACUACAAUUACCCGUCGGCCGUUCAGGGAAUGACCCCAUCCGAGUUGAUGCCGGGAUAUACGUACCCCAUGUCUUUCGCAUCCAUGCCGCAUUUCCCCAGCGCCUUGUCCCCUGGGAUGGACCGCUACACCUUGGGCCCCAAUGGUAAGCCCAAGAGAAGACGGGUGCAGACUGUGGCGCAAAGAAGAGCAGCGAAUAUCAGGGAGAGACGACGAAUGUUCAACUUGAACUCGGCAUUUGAUUCUCUACGAGGUAAGGUCCCAACUUUCGCCUACGAGAAGAGACUGUCCAGGAUUGAAACUCUUCGCCUGGCCAUUACUUACAUUGCCUUCAUGGCAGAUCUCGUUAAGGGCAAAGAACCAGACAAGAUAAAAUUACACAAACUGAAAACAGUGGCUUUGGACGAUGGGAAAUAUUCGGACGAUGAGCACUCCAUGGAUGAUUCCUUAGAUAAAGACCCAGAUGUGUCUCCUUAAAAAGUUCACAGCUUAUUUCUGACAUCGAAAACAAAAUAUUACAUACAAGUUCGAGAAAACUAUUUUCGGGACUUUGUCGUGAGAGACAACAACAGUUUUCAGUGAUCGGGAGAAGUGCAGUGAGAGGGCUAAACACAGUGGGAUUGUGUCAUAUGUGAAAUAUUAUGUGAAGUUUAAAGUGUUUAAUAUUAUAACUUGUGCAAAAAUUCGUCACUUGUAUUUAACAUUGGAAGUAGGAGCUGAGACGUGCGAGAUGAAAUCUUGAAAGUUGGGCGUCGAGGCCGGAAAUGUGCAAUGCCAUCUUAUUUAUACUAAAUGUAUGUAUAUAUCUUUAUUUCAUAAAUUCUAUUUUUAUUUCCAUUGACAUUGUGCUUUGAUAGUGCCGAUUUUCAACUGAAAAUGAGCUACGAAUUACUGAACAUUGUAUGUAUUUAUUAUUUAUUUGCAUGCAGAGGUCUCGAGAUAAGUAAAUCACACGAGAGUGUUAUA
Messenger RNA from Liolophura sinensis, 1535 nucleotides. Its product is annotated as heart- and neural crest derivatives-expressed protein 2-like. Gene Ontology annotation, molecular function: DNA-binding transcription factor activity, RNA polymerase II-specific; RNA polymerase II transcription regulatory region sequence-specific DNA binding; protein dimerization activity. The record is from RefSeq and is a predicted model, not a curated record. NCBI's taxonomy places the organism in Eukaryota, Metazoa, Mollusca, Polyplacophora, Chitonida, Chitonidae. The transcript is spliced from 2 exons. Gene Ontology annotation, biological process: regulation of transcription by RNA polymerase II; developmental process. The coding region runs from base 417 to 1046 and encodes 209 amino acids.